UCACCAUGCUGUUGUGGGUGCCGCAGGCACUGCUGGCCUUGCUUCUACCCACGCUCCUGGUGCAGGGAGAAGCCAGGCACUGGAGGCACCUCCAGGCCCAGAACACCUCCAGGCCCGCUCUGCUGAGGCUGUCAAAUUACCUCCUGGCCAACUACCAGAAGGGCGUGCGGCCUGUGCGGGACUGGAGGAAGCCAACCACGGUGUCCAUCGACGUCAUUGUCUAUGCCAUCCUCAGCGUGGAUGAAAAGAACCAGGUUCUGACCACCUACAUCUGGUACCGGCAGUACUGGACUGACGAGUUUCUCCAGUGGAACCCCGAGGACUUUGACAACAUCACCAAGCUGUCCAUCCCCACCGAGAGCAUCUGGGUCCCAGACAUUCUCAUCAAUGAGUUUGUGGACGUGGGGAAGUCUCCGAGUAUCCCGUACGUGUACGUUGGGCAUCACGGUGAGGUCCAGAACUACAAGCCCCUCCAGGUGGUGACCGCCUGUAGCCUCGACAUCUACAACUUCCCCUUCGAUGUACAGAACUGCUCCCUGACCUUCACCAGCUGGCUGCACACCAUCCAGGACAUCAACAUCUCCCUGUUGCGCUUGCCGGAAAAGGUGAAACUGGACAAGACCAUCUUCAUGAACCAGGGCGAGUGGGAGCUCCUGGGGGUGCUGACCCAGUUCCGGGAGUUCAGCAUGGAGAGCAACAGCUGCUAUGCAGAAAUGAAGUUCUACGUGGUCAUCCGCCGGCGGCCCCUGUUCUACACGGUCAGCCUGCUGCUGCCCAGUAUCUUCCUGAUGCUCAUGGACAUCGUGGGCUUCUACCUGCCUCCGGACAGCGGCGAGAGGGUCUCCUUCAAGAUCACACUCCUCCUGGGCUACUCCGUCUUCCUGAUCAUCGUGUCUGACACGCUGCCGGCCACGGCCAUUGGCACUCCCCUCAUCGGUGUCUACUUUGUCGUGUGCAUGGCGCUGCUGGUGAUGAGCUUGGCCGAGACCAUCUUCAUCGUGCGGCUUGUACACAAGCAAGACUUGCAGCAGCCCGUGCCUGCCUGGCUGCGGCACCUGGUUCUGGAGCGAGUGGCCCUGCUCCUUUGCCUAGGGGAGCAGUCAGCUUCUCGAAGGCCCCCAGCCACUUCCCAAACCACCAAGACUGAUGACUGCUCAGACAUGGGAAACCACUGCAACCAUCUGGGAGUACCCCGGGACUUGGAGAAGACCCCAAGGAGCCGAGGCAGCCCCCCACCACCACCACGGGAGUCCUCCCUGGCAGUGCGAGGGCUCCUGAAGGAGCUGUCUUCCAUCAGGCACUUCCUGGAGAAGAGGGACGAGAGCCGAGAGGUGGCCCGGGAAUGGCUGCAUGUGGGCUCCGUGCUGGACAGGCUGCUCUUCCGCAUCUACCUGGUGGCGGUGCUGGCCUACAGCAUCACCCUGAUCACCCUGUGGUCCAUCUGGCAGUAUUCUUGAGU
Molecule: messenger RNA, 1459 nt
Organism: Canis lupus familiaris (dog)
Lineage: Eukaryota; Metazoa; Chordata; Mammalia; Carnivora; Canidae
Gene: HTR3A
Product: 5-hydroxytryptamine receptor 3A
Exons: 9
Coding region: 6-1457 (483 amino acids)
Biological process (GO): nervous system process; signal transduction; monoatomic ion transmembrane transport
Cellular component (GO): neuron projection; synapse; postsynaptic membrane
Molecular function (GO): extracellular ligand-gated monoatomic ion channel activity; neurotransmitter receptor activity; transmembrane signaling receptor activity
Source: RefSeq, marked provisional